This is a messenger RNA of Spodoptera litura, 1473 nucleotides long. RefSeq lists its product as uncharacterized. The record is from RefSeq and is a predicted model, not a curated record. Gene Ontology annotation, biological process: regulation of transcription by RNA polymerase II. Gene Ontology annotation, molecular function: RNA polymerase II cis-regulatory region sequence-specific DNA binding; DNA-binding transcription factor activity, RNA polymerase II-specific. Lineage: Eukaryota; Metazoa; Arthropoda; Insecta; Lepidoptera; Noctuidae. Gene Ontology annotation, cellular component: nucleus.
AUGGAAUCGGAGAUUAACAAAAUGCAAACGAAAUUACCAUCGAAGAACUUCUCGAUUGAAUCGAUUGUUGGAAUCAAUGAUCGUCGUUCGCCUGAAAUUGAUAUAGAAAACAGCAUAUCUCAGGAUUACUCUGGAACUAAUGACCAUUCCGAAGAUGAAGAGCUCAAAGUUAGAGAUGGGAAAAUGAAUUAUUAUUUUCAACAGAAUCGGGUCCCGAAUUUUCCGUUUUUUAUGAGCUACGAUAAGAGGAUGGGAGGGUUUCAGAGUGAACAGGGAGGGCAGCAGGAGGAACUGAAGAGGGCAAGUCCUGGAAGCGUGAGGAGUGAGGUUGAUAGUGACGGAGUGGAUGAUAGACAGCACGAAUCCUUAAGUCCACAAUCGGAGCAGAUGACAAACCCAAACCAGGCAGCACCAGAUCCAAACAUCAGGAGAUACCGUACGGCAUUUACUAGAGAGCAACUUGCAAGAUUGGAAAAAGAAUUUAUGAAAGAAAAUUACGUAUCAAGACCGCGGCGAUGCGAGCUGGCCGCCCAAUUGCAACUUCCUGAAUCAACUAUUAAAGUAUGGUUCCAAAAUCGGCGAAUGAAGGAUAAGAGACAGCGUAUAGCCGUUGCGUGGCCUUACGCAGCUGUGUACAGUGACCCAGCCUUCGCAGCAUCAAUCCUUCAAGCCGCCGCCUCAUCUGUAGGCCUACCUUACGGCUACCCCUCCCCCGCCCUAAUCCCACCCUUCCACAACCCACAACUCUUACCAGCAGGCUACCCAUACCCCUACCCAACUUACCCCCGUUACCCCUACAUUCCCCCAACUCCCCCCUCCCCAGUCAACGCUGAAGCGACGUCGCUAAGGCCCGCGUAUUCAAAUUUCAACUUAAAUGUUGAUAAAUAAUUUUCUAUGUAACUUUCCCGCCGGGAUCUUGGUUUAAAAAGUUUCUGAAAUAGGCUUGGUUGGUAGUCUCGACAAUGAUUACGAUAGAAACCGGCUGUAAUAGAUUUUCAACUUUCAGAUAAAAGGAUAAGGUUGAAAAUCUUUAAAUGAGAUGUAUGACUUUGCGACUGAAUUUUAUCGUUAUUAAAGUCGAGACCGCCCAACCAUGGUAUUAUCGGAUAUAGAUAUUGUGAUUGUAUUUUUGGGUAUCAUCAGAAAAUAAUAAAUCUUUACCUUUAAAAUACUGUUUCGCGGGCAAAGAUUUAUUAUUAAAAUCGUAACCCAUUUGGUGAAGAAUUGUAAAUACUUUUUUUAGUUAAUUUAUUGAAUGCUGGUCAUACUGGUGAACGAGAGUGAACGAAAUGAAUGAUUGUAAUUUUAUUUUUAAAAGACGAUUUAUUUGUGCUGUACAGUUUGUAUAAUUAAGUCUUUUUGGUGAUUAUUCAUUCCAAUUGCUACAAUUAUAGGUAAAGUAGGUAAGAUUUUGUCUACCAUACUAUUUUUUUAAGUACCUAUUUGAAUCUUACCAUUCAUAAAUUUAGGUUA